Messenger RNA from Galendromus occidentalis (western predatory mite), 3277 nucleotides. RefSeq names its product phosphatidate phosphatase LPIN (gene Lpin). Bases 1 to 2706 code for a protein of 901 amino acids. The record is from RefSeq and is a predicted model, not a curated record. The transcript is spliced from 3 exons. Gene Ontology annotation, biological process: fatty acid catabolic process; triglyceride biosynthetic process; positive regulation of transcription by RNA polymerase II. Gene Ontology annotation, molecular function: phosphatidate phosphatase activity; transcription coactivator activity. Gene Ontology annotation, cellular component: nucleus. Lineage: Eukaryota; Metazoa; Arthropoda; Arachnida; Mesostigmata; Phytoseiidae.
AUGGAUAUCGUCAAGGGGUUCGUCACCUCGAUGAAGCAGUUCUACAAUGACAUUAAUCCCGCCACGUUAACCGGAGCCAUAGACGUGAUAGUCAUUGAACACGAGAACGGGGAUCUCGUCUCAACUCCGUUCCAUGUUCGCUUCGGCAAAAUAAAUGUAAUGAAUUUCGUGGGGAAAACCGUAGAGAUCUACAUCAACGACGAGCCCACUGAUCUCCGGAUGAAGUUGGGGGCGAGCGGGGAAGCUUUCUUCGUAGAAGCCAGUGAAGACGAACCUCCCGCUCACUUGGCCACUUCGCCGAUUCCCGAUCAUCCAUUAAAUGAUCUCAGCUGUUCCCCUCGGAAGCGGUCGGGCAGCUCUCCGGCAGUCGUGCUGAAAGCCCGGGCUUCGAAUGUGGCUCGAAAACUGGUGGAUGGAGGAGCAGACAGCAAGGAUACGGAUCGGAUAAACGCGUCCGCUCAUCAGACGAGUCUUCAAAGGAACGAAGAUGAAAAAUCCAACGCUUCGGAACGGUCGAUGACGAAAAUCAAGAAAAGAAGACGGAAAGUGAGCAAACCGAUGGAGAAAAUUACCAGAGAGAGCAGUUCCAGCGAUGUCGAAGAAACCCAGUUCGUACUAGAGGUCGAGGAUCAGUCGUCUGAAAUGAAAACCGCAAAGACAACUCAACAGAAUCCGUCAACCGCUCACCGAGGGAACGAGGGUGGUAAGCUGAAGGAGCCGUGUGGCAACAACACUUCGAACACCACCGUGACCAGUGACGACGAAUUCAACUGGACCUCGGUGGCUUCGGGUGUUGCCUCCGCGCGACUCACGCCCAUGGGUCAGGUCGUUAGCGAUGGUGAUAUUUCCGACGUGGAGAAGGGACGCGAGAGACCGCCGUCACCUGCGAAAUCCGACACCCUCGUCGAGUUGGGGCCUCACGACGACGACGACACGAACGCAACGUGGCUGUGGGGCGAGCUGCCAGUCGUUGAGAUGCCUCCCGAGGUGUCGGCUCUCCCAGGUCCGGCUCAGAACAAAUCCCAGGCGACAGCGUCGCGUGACGCAACAGAGCUCGGAAGUUCGCCGCCAGAAAAGGCCCUAUACCUAGACGACGUUUUGGCUCAAACCGACCCAGAAAUGCGGAAAAUUUAUAUUGGCACAUGCCCCCGGAAGAGCGCGGCGAAACCUACCGGGGGACCGUCCGGACACCCGUUGGAAGACGGCGAGUCCGGUAACGGACCUUCACUAUCUCAGAGCCCCCAAUCCGGCCUCGAUUCGGAUUGUGAGCCUGAGAUGAGGCAUCCGGUGUUCGAUUAUAGACUCCGGAAGUACUCUGACCUGGCGAUGUCCUUAUGCGGCUUGGAGAGAGAGGAAGAAAACAUCGAAGAGCGUUUCCUUCUGAGUUUGGUGACGUACGAUGAUUUCUGUCAAAACCCGGACAUCCUCCACGAUCCAGACCUCGUCUUCCGAAUGAACGGGAGGUACUACAACUGGAAAAGCAUGGCACCGCAAUUGCUUUCGUUGGCAAUGUUCCAAACCGCUCUGCCAAAAGCUACGAUGCAGAGACUCUGCGCUGAACAUCUGCCAAAGAAGAAGACCCCCAACGCAACUCCCCAAGUGAAGUCUAGGAGUUGGUGGUGGUCCCGACCCCAAGAAGAAAUUCUGCUGGAACAGAAGGAUGCCAAAUUACCCGAGUCAGCUUCUCCAGGGAAAGAAGCCCUCGAUGCCAAAGAGGCAGAAAUCUGCGAGGCGAAAUCCGCGUCAGAGGAAGAGCUCCUGGCGCAGCAGCUGCUAGAAGAGGAACUCUGCAAAUCGCAUAACAAAAAAUCAUUGAGACUUUCAUCCGACCAACUCAAGUCGUUGGGUUUAAAACCAGGAUCGAAUUUCGCCGAGUUCAAAGUCAUCACGGCUUAUCAAGGAACAUCGGUGUGUUCCUGUCAUAUCUACCUGUGGAAAUCCACGGACAAGGUCGUCAUUUCCGACAUCGACGGAACGAUCACCAAGUCCGACGUACUCGGGCAUAUACUCCCGAUUAUCGGGAACAAUUGGGCUCAGAGCGGCGUGACUUCAUUGUUCAACAAAAUCGUCGACAACGGGUAUAAGAUGGUCUACCUCUCCGCGAGAGCGAUAGGCCAAGCUCAGAUGACUCGGGGCUUCCUCCGAUCGAUCAAGCAGGACAAUCUGUGGCUGCCCGACGGUCCCGUCUUAUUGAAUCCGACAUCGCUGCUGAACGCCUUGCACCGAGAGGUGGUGGCGAAAAAUCCGCACGUUUUCAAGAUUAACUGUCUGAAGGACGUCAAGCAGCUCUUCAAUAAGGGCGAGGACAGCGUAGCGACGCCUUUCUACGCCGGCUUCGGAAACAAGACGACGGACGCGCUUUCGUACAAAACCGUCUCUGUACCCGUCAACCGAAUUUUCACGAUCAAUCACAAGGGAGAAAUCAGCCAGGAGCUGAUGGGGAACGUUGGCAAGACGUACCAUUGUCUGGGCGAUAUCGCCGACCACAUAUUCCCGUAUGUCGAGAAAGUCGAACCGCAGGGCGGCUUCAAUAGCUUCAGUUUCUGGAAAGAUCCCUUGCCGACAGUCGAAAUCAAGAAGCCCACCGCUGAGACCCCGAAACCAGGCUCGCCACAACAGCCUCCAGCCCAGCAAACUCAACCGAAAGAAGAAAAUAAAGAAGCUAAGGAUUCCAAAGCUUCGUCUCCAAAAAAGACGAACAAAUAAGUUAAAGCUUGCGUGUCAUCGGGAGGAGAUACUCCGCUCCCCCCUCAGUGAGAUAGUCUAGUUCAGAGCCGUGGUGUCCGUUCGUCUCUACUAUUCUGUAUACUCGAGUCAGACUUCCCUGUAAAUGAUAAGCAGUAUCACAUGUGAUGACCGGUCGAUUGUGUGAUUGAUGGGUUGAUCGAUUGUUUGGUUGGAAUAUGUUAAAGGCGACAGAUGAGGUGGCUGAUGAUCUUCGACAUGGAUGACUUCCAUUAUGAACUCUGCAAUCGUUGUCCCCCGAUCUGUUCGCCAGCGGACAAUUCGGUAAUUCCUGAUCGGAUCACCUUCUCGCAUCCGAGCUAACUUUUAAGAAAACGAUCCCGCUGCCCCGCACUUUAUUAUCGGUCAGUUAGGAACAACUUGAGAAAGGUCGUCCGUCACUGUAUUAGUCUGUCGCCGAGUCACUUUCCUUGUUCGCUGGUAGAAAAGAAACGCAUCAAAAUCUUGUAUUACACGGAGAUGUGAACGUGCUUGUAUCGCUGAUCGGAUCGUUUUUCUAAUGAGGAUGGAACAAAAUAAAUCAGUGGAUUCA